CAUUACGGAGACUGAAGUCAGGAACACGAUUCCUAACGUUGUGUAACACUUGGCACCAGUAUGGAAAAAAUGGCCCAAGCUGUAAGCUGCGCUCAGGGCAGUUAGUUGGCUCUUGAGUUGUAAAAAGGGAGUGCUUUCUAUGAAUCCUGCUAUGAUUUCGGUUGGUGGAGUUCACACCUACCACCAAGCCACUGCAGGACAAAUUCGGAGCGGGUGCGCGGGAUUGCUAAACCACUCCAAACCCUGGGCGCUGUGUGCAUCUGCAACUUUCCGGCACUUGGGUUAAAAAAAAUGCAGAUUCUGAUUGGGCACCGGCGGGGUGGGGACCCGGGCACCGCACUGCAAAGCGGCUGCCCGCUCGGAUGUCCGUGCUGGGAAUCCCUCGGCCCAGUCGGACCUCUGAGCAGGGCUCCAUCACUACCAUCACCUCCUCCUCCAUACAAGACACUGGGGAUCAGGAGCGUUUGCAGAGGCCGUGGAGCGGUCCCGUGCACUGCCAGAGCGCGAGCUUCAGCAGCAACUCGGCUUGGAUCACACUCCCGCCUUCCGGCUAGGUCACCCCCAAACGCCUGCAGACGUCGGCAGAGGCUACCGCGCCCCCACCCCACCCCCAAAUAGGCGGAUGGAGGACCAUGCCCUGCCUGUAGGAUGCUACCAACCAGGGACAUGAUGACCCUUCUGCUUCUGCUGCUGUUCCUCUGCGAGGCCCACAGCCAGGUGGCGUCAAAGCCCAACUUCGUCCUGCUGAUGGCUGACGACCUGGGCAUCGGGGACCCUGGUUGCUAUGGCAACAAGACUCUCAGGACUCCCAAUAUCGACCGCCUGGCCAGAGGGGGCGUGAAGCUCACACAACACCUGGCAGCAUCGCCCCUGUGCACGCCCAGCAGGGCGGCCUUCAUGACCGGCCGGUACCCCGUCCGCUCAGGAAUGGCAUCUCAGUCCCGAGUGGGAGUUUUCGUCUUCUCGGCCUCUUCUGGAGGACUGCCCCCCAGUGAGAUUACGUUCGCCAAGCUUCUGAAGGAUCAAGGCUAUUCCACAGCUCUGAUAGGCAAGUGGCACCUGGGCAUCAGCUGCCGCGACCGCGGCGACUUCUGUCACCACCCGACCAGCCACGGCUUCGACUACUUCCACGGGCUGCCCUUGACCAACCUGCGUGACUGCAAGCCGAGGGGAGGCACCGUGUUCGCCCCGGCCAUCCGGCUGCUGGUCUUCGUGCCCCUGAGGCUCAUCACCGUGGCCCUGCUGACCCUGGCCUCGCUCAAGUGGGUGGGGCUCAUCCGGACGCCCCGCGGCGUCUUCCUCGGCCUCCUCGUCCUGGCCGCCCUGCUCAUCGGCCUCCUGCUGGGCUUCAUGUACUACUUCCGGCCGCUCAACUGCUUCCUGAUGCGGAACCGUGACGUCACGCAGCAGCCCCUGUCCUACGACAACCUCACGCAGAGGCUCACGGCGGACGCCGCACGCUUCUUACGUCGCAAUGCCAAGACCCCUUUCCUGCUUGUCAUGUCUUUCCUCCACGUGCACACGGCUCUCUUCUCUUCGAAGAAGUUUGCCGGCAAAAGUAAACACGGCGCCUAUGGGGAUGCCGCUGAGGAGAUGGAUUGGAGCGUCGGGCAGAUCUUGGAUGUCCUCGAUGAGUUGAAAUUGGCUGAUAACACCCUGGUCUACUUCUCAUCGGACCAAGGAGCUCAUAUAGAAGAGGUGACCAUCAAAGAUGAAGUUCACAGAGGCAGUAACGGAAUCUACAAAGGGGGAAAAGCCAACAACUGGGAAGGAGGCAUCCGGGUCCCCGGCAUCGUGCGGUGGCCGGGCGUGAUCCCGGCUGGCCUGGAGAUUGACCAGCCCACCAGCAACAUGGACAUCUUUCCCACGGUGGCCAAACUCGCGGGGUCUCCUCUGCCUCAAGACAGGAUCAUCGACGGCCGGGACCUGAUGCCCUUGCUGCAGGGGCAGACCCAGCGAUCGGAGCACGAGUUUCUCUUCCACUACUGCAACUCCUACCUGAACGCCGUGCGCUGGAACCCGCCCAACAGCACGUCCAUCUGGAAAGCCUUUUUCUUCACCCCCAAGUUCUUCCCCGAGGGCUCCAACGGAUGCUUUCACACCCAGGUGUGUUUAUGCAACGGGGAGUAUGUCACCUACCACGACCCACCCCUGCUGUUUGAGAUUUCCAGAGACCCCCGGGAGAGACACCCGUUAACCCCGGCGUCGGAGCCGCGGUUCCAGGAGAUCCUGGCGGCCAUGCAGGAGGCGGUGGCCCGCCACGUCCAGACCCUGCAGGACGUCCCCAACCAGCUGUCCCUGGGGAACGUGAUCUGGAAGCCGUGGCUGCAGCUCUGCUGCUCGUCGUCAGGGCUGUCCUGCAAGUGCGACCGGGAGAAGCAGGGCGGGAGACGGAGACCAUAGCCGUUAUCGCGGCGUCUGGGGGUGCAUGGGCUGGGGAGGGGGCGCCCCGCCAGCAGCAUCAGGGAUGAGCGCCCAGGAUCGACACUGGGGGAAUGAAGCCCUGGCUGCCUCCCUCCUUCCCACACACCUGGAUGCUCCAUCAAGACCCCCCUCCACACACACACACACACACACACACACACACACACACACACACACCCCUGUCCCCCCGGGGGGGGGGGAAAUCAACGUUUGCAAUAAACAGAGACAUGCAUGUUAGUUACGUCUUCCGAGGCCAACUGUUCACGUGGACGGACGAGUGGGCAGUGAGUGUCCAACGUCUGUGCGGCUGGAGGGCAGGAAGGGGCACAGAUGAGCUGCUGGCCUCUCAGACAGCGUGACCCACAGCUGGAGGCGUCGCUUACUCCACAGCUGACUUGAUGCCCUGGCCACCAGGAUUUCCCCUAGAGAGCCUCGCGUGAGAGCGAACCAAAUGUUAAGUGUUGACCGAACUCUAGCACGGGCCGCUUUUUUACCCUGAGUAAAAGAGCAUCUUGCCCAAUCACGGAUGAUGGUUAAGUUGCCGUCUUCUGGUGACUGAAAGGCGAUUACCGUCAGUGUUACUUGCAAAUACGUAUGAAGUACUCUUCAUGCGAUCCAUGUUUGUGCAUGGAUAUGUGUCUUUCUUCGAGAAGUAUGCAAUAUUUAGAAGCUCAUCAGUGUUGAAGGAGAGGCAACAGAGGCUCACAGAUGUGGUUAGUGUGAGUGUGCAUUUUGGUGAGCUCUGUCAGGGAAGGUCGGGGCUGAGACACACCUCUCCGGUCCGUAUGUCUCCAGCCCGUCAUUUGUAGCAUGCUGUUUGGCUUCUGCUGUCCCUUGGGUGAACGGUGUUUCUGAACUAAAAGUCCUACUUCAGUGAUUCUGCAGUCCAAGAAAUCCCCUCUAACAGAAUUCAGAAUUAUUGCCGUGUGAGAUUAUGCUAUUUCACACGGGUGGGGGGUUUGGGGUGGCGGAGACACAAGCUAUGAGACAUAAGCAGUCCAUGACCCAUGCCCACAAAGACACGAGCCAUCAGAUAUAAGCGGUCCACGACCUGUGCCCAUUAAGACACAAGCCAUCAGACAUAAGCAAUCCAUGACCCACACCCGUGGAGACAGAAGCAAUCAGACAUAAGCAGUCCACGACCCAUUCCCAUGGAGACACAAGCUAUCAGACAUGAGCAGUCCACGACCCAUACCCACGAAGGCACUAGCAAUCAGACAUAAGCAGUCCACAACCCAUACCCAUGAAGACACGAGCAAUCAGACAUAAGCAGUCCAUGACCCAUAUCCAUGAAGCCACGAGCAGUCAGACAUAAGGAGUCCAUGAC
Messenger RNA from Dama dama (fallow deer), 3751 nucleotides. RefSeq names its product steroid sulfatase (gene STS). Lineage: Eukaryota; Metazoa; Chordata; Mammalia; Artiodactyla; Cervidae. The transcript has 10 exons. Bases 649 to 2403 code for a protein of 584 amino acids. The record is from RefSeq and is a predicted model, not a curated record. Gene Ontology annotation, molecular function: arylsulfatase activity.